Molecule: messenger RNA, 2673 nt
Organism: Vanessa atalanta (red admiral)
Lineage: Eukaryota; Metazoa; Arthropoda; Insecta; Lepidoptera; Nymphalidae
Product: cytotoxic granule associated RNA binding protein TIA1
Exons: 9
Coding region: 192-1319 (375 amino acids)
Molecular function (GO): RNA binding
Source: RefSeq, a predicted model, not a curated record
GAAAAAGUGAUUUAGUGUAUAACAAAAGAAAUAUUAUGUAAAAAAAAAAAAAAAUAUUAUGUAAUAAAACUUAUUUACAAACAAAACACGAAGAAAUCUAGCGACCCGUUCUUUUGAACGAACGUAAUCUAUACCAAACCGACCCUUUAUAAUGCCGGUAUAAGGAUCGGGACGAACUGUUUACGGCCACGAUGCUUGCAAUGUCGACAUUAAUGAUGCCCGCUGCAACUAUGACCACUAUGACGAAUGCUGGUCCCAUACCGGUUGCAGCGGCGACCAAGUUGGAGCCGAAGUUGCUGCAAUUACCGCACCCAGCGCUGAUGCCCCAAAUACAGCAGCAACAACCUCAGCAACAUCACCACCAACAUUCGCACGGCAACAACAAUAAACUUGAACACUACCACAUCUUCGUCGGAGAUUUGAGUCCGGAGAUCGAGACUCAGAACCUUCGUGAUGCAUUUGCACCCUUCGGAGAAAUAUCGGACUGCCGAGUGGUGAGGGACCCGCAGACAUUAAAGUCUAAAGGCUACGGCUUCGUAUCGUUCCUCAAGAAGUCGGAGGCAGAAUCCGCUAUCACAGCCAUGAACGGCCAAUGGCUCGGAUCCAGAUCCAUUCGAACGAACUGGGCGACAAGGAAACCUCCAGCUCCUAAAAAUGAACUAAACUCCAAGCCGUUGACAUUCGAUGAAGUUUACAACCAAAGUUCACCGACCAACUGCACGGUGUACUGCGGAGGUCUGACCACAGGCCUGACAGAGGAGCUCAUGCAGAAGACUUUCCAGCCCUUCGGCACCAUCCAGGAAAUACGCGUGUUUAAGGAUAAAGGAUAUGCUUUUAUAAGAUUCUCAACAAAGGAGAGCGCCACCCACGCCAUCGUCGCUGUCCACAAUACGGAUGUCAACGGGCAGCCAGUCAAGUGUUCCUGGGGCAAAGAAUCCGGAGAUCCAAAUAAUGCCCAAUCUCAGGGCCAGCUUGGUGGCACAGCGUAUAGUCCAUUCGGGGCGUACACGGGCGGUGUACCCCCAGCGUCUUACUGGUACAACACGUACCCCCAACAACUCGGCGGGUUCUUGCAAGGCGUACAGGGGGUACAAGGUUACUCUUAUGCGGGACAGUUUGCCGGCUACCAGCAACAGUAUAUGGGAAUGGGAGGAGUUCAACUGCCCUGGGCCCUGGGCGGUGGUGUGGGUGGUGUUGGGGGAGUGGGGGGUGUUGCUGCUAUGUCUCAACCACCCCAAGUAUUGCACUACCCAGUCCAGCACUUUCAAGUCCAGCCGAUCGGAGAGGAUGAGUGGUUGGCUCCGAGUUUGCUCGUGUGAGGCCAGCGAGCCGCUUCCCAAGAUCCUUGCUGCUGCGCACACAAGGAAUGGAUGCUAAACUAACCCCCCCCCCCCUUAAACUAUACCCAGACAACACUCCAAAUCUUGUUGUUUUGCUAUUAUGUUGUUGUAACAAUUCUGUUGUUAUUCUAGUUAUUAUAUAUUUGUUUUAAUUCCGCUAUAGUUUAUGCUUCGUUAUCAUAUAUGUUUUCAACCGAACGAUCGCUUGAAAUGUACAUCUGUCUUCUAUGAGCAAUCUAGUACUUGAUUUUAUUUAAUUUGGUAAUUCCUUCCAUUACAAGCGUUCGGUCGGAUUGUGAUUUCGUUAUUUAGAAAGGGGAAUCCUCUGUCGCAGGGAAGGUUCUGGGCGUAUGUGGCUUAAAGCCUUGCAUAUAAAAGUCUCGGAGCGGUAUAUGUCUGUCGAAGUGGAGCAUAAUGUGAGUCAUUCUAACGAAGUAUUUCUUUCUAUCGCUGCUUGAAACUGCGUCAAAAAAUACGCGGUAACAUUAGAUAAUAUAUAGUUAAUUAUAAGUAAUGAUAAGAUAUAUAAUUAAGACUAUAUCAGAAGGACGCGGGCCAAUUGGUUGCGAAAAAUAAGUGUGACAUUUUUUUUUUUUUUCGUGGAAUCAAGCAAUGUUACGGUACCAAACAUCAAUAAGCACAAGUCUAGGAUAAGAUUAGUGGAAAAAUAAUGUAGAUUUUUGGAAAAAUGUUUAAUAGGGAACCUAGAAAAAUGUAGGAAGGGUACAGAAAGCGAGUGAGCGUUUUUUAAGAAAUUUUAUAUCCGCUGUGAAAGCCAGGUGGUGACAUACAUAGAUAUUAACAAAAAAAAAAUUAUACGAAUAUGACGGAAGCUAUACAAAGAGGUUUUAGUAUUUUUUUUUUCUGGACGUCAUUACUAUGCCAAAUCAGAUCCGUUUAAUUAAAAAAAAAAACCCACGACUUUUAUAUAAUAUAUAACUAUAUGGUUAUAAAAAAGGUUGUGUCUAUAUGUAAACAAUGGGCUUGGAGAUCAUUUAAAAAAAGGACUUUGGGGAAAUACAUACCGAAUCUUAGACAAAAUAUUAGAUUUAUUUAAAUUUAAGGGAAAAGAAAAAAUAUUUAUUGUCUAGAUUAUAAGAAGCAUUUAAUCGUUUACUGUAGUUAGUCUGUAAUGGUGUGCGUGGAAAUUUGACGUUGCGUCUGACGUUUAUUUAAAAAAAAAAAAUUUUGCUGUUCUUUUUUCUUUUUCGUGUUUGUACCUCGAUAGAGGAAUACUAGAAUUUUUUAAUGGCAACAUUAUUGAAACGGUAGUCACUAUACUAAACUACUGACUUUUUUGAAAACUUUUUAAAAAAAAAAUUUGGCGUACAGA